AUGUUCAUAGAUAAGAAGCCUAGGCUAUGUUCAUCGGGGAAGGCUAGUGUAAUCCUAUUAUUAUCGAAACCGAAAAUGAAAUAUUAGGCUAUAGGCUGUAGCUUCAUUAUAAUGGGACAAUAAUUUGUCUUAUAGUUUUCUAGUGCAUUACCACCGACAUUUCGCACAGGCUACCGCUUGAAAGCAGUUUUGCAUACCAUAAAUAGCUCGUGAGCACCGUUAGCCUUGUAAACAAACCUCACCUCUCGCAAUGUGCGAGAUUUGAAGCUAUUGAUCGGCGCCUUGACAAUGAAGGAGAGAGUAUGGUUAAAUGUGAUUGUUUUCAACGCAAAGUGUAACAACGUUUCUUUACAGUGGGCCACAAAUAGCCUUUAUCUACGAAAAUUAGAUGUCAAAGUGAAAUUGCGGGGGACAAAGGAAGUCAGAACUUGGCCUAAUGACAUUCACGAGGACAAAGAGAGAAUGGAAACCCUUGGAGGAUCGAAGUUGCACGGAUAUGCCGUGGUUCCUUUUAUUUACUGUAUUCUGCGUCGGAAUGGGGAGUAUCUUUGGGUUCACCAUUGCCACGGGGGGCGCAGCCCGCCUGGUCUUCGGAUAUGACAGCUACGGGAACACCUGCGGCCAGCGCAAUGAGCAGAUUGAAGGGGUCAGACUGAGUGGACUGGAUCAGACGGACAAAAAAUAUGUGUUCUUCCUGGACCCGUGUAACAUUGACAUAGUGCAGAGGAAGAUCAAGUCUAUGGCCCUGUGUGUGUCCGUGUGUCCUGAUGAAGAGCUGAAGACGUACCAGGACCUCAAGCGGUUUGCCAUGCACAACGGGUCGGAGCUGUGCUCCUACGAGCUAGCCGGCCACAAAUAUCCCAGCCUUCCAGAGAGGUUUGACAAAUGUCCCAAACUUCCAGUUCCACCAAGCAAAUCUCUCCCGGUGUUUAACCGCUGCACGCCGGUGGACAUCUCCUGCUAUGCCAAGUUUGCAGAGGCUGUGGUGACGUUUGUGAGUGACAACAGCGUGCUGCACAGGCUGAUCGCUGGUGUGAUGGCCAGCAAGGAGAUCAUCGUGGGCCUCUGCCUGCUGGCACUAGUUCUCUCCAUGAUCCUGAUGGUGAUCAUCCGCUACAUCUCUGCUGUGCUGGUCUGGAUCCUCACUGCCACGGUGGUCCUGGGCUCUCUGGGGGGCACAAGCAUCCUGUGGUGGCUGUACAUAGACCACCGGUUAACUGUCAACGAGACCCUAUCUAAAGAGACUGUAGAUACUGAAGAUGCUAAGGAGGAAGCUGAGAUGUCCAGGGACAAAGCCCAGGCGCUGCUGGUGUAUGCCAUCGCUGCCACCGUAUUCACAGUGAUCCUUCUCCUGCUGAUGCUGUUCAUGAGGAAGCGAGUGGCCCUGACUAUUGCCCUGUUCCACGUGGCUGGCAAGGUGUUCAUCCACCUGCCGCUGCUCACCCUGCAGCCCUUCUGCACCUUCCUGGCCCUGCUCCUCUUCUGGCUCUACUGGAGCCUGGUGCUGCUCUUCCUUGGGACUACCGGGAACCCGGUCCAGAACGAGGAGACGGGUCUGACAGAGUUCCGGCUGACUGGGCCUCUGCAGUACAUGACGUGGUACCACGCUGUGGGCCUCAUCUGGAUCAGUGAGUUCAUCCUGGCCUGCCAGCAGAUGACUGUAGCUGGGGCUGUGGUCACGUACUACUUCACAAGGGACAAGAACAAGCUGCCGGUGACGCCCAUCCUGUCGUCAGUGUUGAGGCUGAUGAGGUACCACCUGGGCACCGUGGCCAAGGGCUCCUUCAUUAUCACCCUGGUCAAGAUCCCACGCCUCUUCCUCAUGUACGUCCACAACCAGCUCAAGGGCAAGGAAAAUGCAUGUGCUCGCUGCAUGUUGAAGACCUGUAUCUGCUGCCUGUGGUGUUUGGAGAAGUGCCUCAACUAUUUGAAUCAGAAUGCGUACGCGGCGACAGCCAUCAACAGUACCAGUUUCUGUACGUCGGCGCGCGACGCCUUUGUGAUCCUGGUGGAGAACGCUCUGAGGGUUGCGGCCAUCAACGCUGUUGGAGACUUUGUCCUUUUCCUUGGCAAGAUCCUGAUCGUGACUUCCACAGCGUUCGCCGGCGUACUGCUGCUUAACUACCAGCGGGACUACGCAGAGUGGGUCCUCCCCCUCAUCAUCGUCUGCCUCUUUGCCUUCCUGGUGGCCCACUGCUUCCUGUCCAUGUUCGAGAUUGUGGUGGACGUGCUCUUCCUCUGCUUCGCCAUCGACACCAAAUACAAUGACGGCACACCGGGCAGAGAGUUCUACAUGGACAAAGCCCUGAUGGAGUUUGUGGAAAACAGCAGGAAGCUGGAGCGGGUGGCGGAGCGAGGGCGGAGCCGGCCCACUGAGGUGGUGUCGGUGGAGGGGGCGGAGAUGAAGCCCAUGGCUCCAGGAACAAGUUCAGCUUGACCAAAAUCACCUAAUGGGACUUUUUAAAAAGACAUUCCAAAAUGUUUAUUUUUACCAAUGUGUAACAUGUUUACUAUGGUUUCACUCCAGGGAAUACAAUAUUUUAAUAAGAAACUGUAAAAAAAAAAAAACGAUGUAAUGAAGCACUUUAUAUUGAAGCCCUGCAUAUUUUAAAAGGCUGAUGCAUUUUUCGUAGUGAUGUCCUUUUUUAUAAGACUAAAAAAAUAAUUGCCAUCUAGUCGAACACACAGUACUAAAAUGUAUUGAAACACUUUGGGUUGGACAUUUGUCAUGCAAUGAUAUAGCACUUAGAUGUGUGUUUUUAAUCAACCACUGAAACUUAAGUACGUUAGACUCACGUUUGCAUUUGAAUUGUGCGCCAUGUAAGAGUUUUUGUUUUGAAAGUAGGUGUAUUUUUUUACCUGAUUGCAGUGUACUUUUGAAAGUUUUUUUCUUUUUCUCUUCCCCAAGGCUGGCUGUGAUUUUUAUUGAUUUUUCUUACAUUUUUGGGAUGUACAGAAACCGAGGAUGCGAUCAUACAACUGUGUAACAGCAGGGGGAAGACCACUUCUAGUUCCCAUGGUUUGGAGGGACGCAGAGACAAAGUUACUGCCGAUUGGAAGUUUAUCCCCCUUACACCUAGACACUUCUUCUUAGAUAUACAAGGGACCAUGAGAAGUUUCUAGGUGUAGGGACUAGGGCUGUGGCGGUCAUGAAAUUUUGUCAGCUGGUCUCAUGGUAAUUGACCAUUAUUUAACAUGAACAUGUUU
This is a messenger RNA of Salvelinus sp. IW2-2015, 3207 nucleotides long. RefSeq names its product choline transporter-like protein 1. Lineage: Eukaryota; Metazoa; Chordata; Actinopteri; Salmoniformes; Salmonidae. Gene Ontology annotation, molecular function: transmembrane transporter activity. Gene Ontology annotation, biological process: transmembrane transport. The record is from RefSeq and is a predicted model, not a curated record.